GAAUAAUAAUGAAAAUUAGAAACAAAUUUUCUAAAUUUAUAAACACCACAAAACGAAAUAUACAUGUACAUCUGAAAUAAUGGAAUCCUACACGAACGCGUUAUUCUAUGUCAUUGAAAACCGCUAUUAAUAAUGUAAUACCUAAAACGUAAGCGCGACCCUCACAUGUACAAAUGUCUCCAUAAUAUCGAAAAACAAUGUCUUUUAGGACAUGCACACAUGGGGUUGAAAUAUAUUUAUGAUUAAAAUGUCGUCCUACAAAACUGUGACCACAUACAAUGUUCUAAUUCUGAAUAACAACACACCUGGUAACUAACGUUUUCACUCGUUACCACACUAUGAAAUCCGAUCAGAUUCCAUGUGGAAUAUAUUGAAAUAUAAAAUAAUAUUAUUUAAAAUAUGGUCGCCAUAUUGAAAUUGAAAAAGGUCGAAAUAAACACUAGUAUAUACAUUAAAAUAACAAAUUACUGCUCUAUAAAUUUUGAAAUAAAUAAUGCAGUAUAUUUUAUGAUGUAUGCAAUUUGUAAUAACCUUGAAACACGCUGAUUACUGAUGUUGUUUCAGCUGUACUGCCACCCUGACGAAGUGUGUCGGAUUUACCCUCAGUGGUGUAAGAAACCACCGUGUCCUAGGAAACCAACGUGCAUCUAUCCACGUAGCAAGCCUGGAUAUUGCCCCAUGACCAUAAUACCGUUUCCCGGAAUGUUUGGACCUAAAUGUGACUUUGACUACGAUUGUCCGGGCAGGAUGGUGUGCUGCGGACACCCGGAGAGCCGGUGCAUCAUACCGUACAAGUCCUCUGGGCAGUGUCCGCGGAGUGAGCCGACCACCAAGUGCGGCCCGCGGUGUACGGACGACUUCGACUGCGGUAGAGGACUGAUCUGCUGUAACUUCAAGCAGUGUGUCGGUAAAGUCUGCUCCUGGCCCAGGGUACUCGACCGCAAGGAGAUGGCCGACUUCAUUUAGACACUCACAGCGCCACCUGGUUGUCGGCGCAUGUCAGAUAUUAAACGUACUACACACUUUGUAUCACUACGUCUGUUAUCGGUAUUAAAUAUGAACAAGCAAUUAAACAGUAUUGGUGACA
This is a messenger RNA of Gigantopelta aegis, 1087 nucleotides long. RefSeq names its product perlwapin-like. Gene Ontology annotation, molecular function: peptidase inhibitor activity. NCBI's taxonomy places the organism in Eukaryota, Metazoa, Mollusca, Gastropoda, Neomphalida, Peltospiridae. The record is from RefSeq and is a predicted model, not a curated record. The coding region runs from base 553 to 966 and encodes 137 amino acids. The transcript is spliced from 2 exons. Gene Ontology annotation, cellular component: extracellular region.